AGAUUAUUCAAAAGACAUGGGAUUCCUGGCCCUACCCCCAUUCCAUUUAUUGGAACUUUCCUUGGAAACAGAAAUGGCAUUAUGGAAUUUGACAUGGAGUGCUUCAAGAAAUAUGGAAAUGUUUGGGGGUUACUGAAUUUUCUGAGUGCCUGGGGGAGCCAUUACCGGGGAAAGUCUAAGCGUCUCAGUAAGUUCCUGAGUGCCUAGUUCCGGGUUUGGACCCCACGAAGCAUCUCAGUAGCUUCUACAAUAUCAUCAUAAAUCUUUCUCUUAUUACAGUUUGAGUGAGGCAAGAAAUGUGUGCAACGUUCCUUGCAUGUAAAUGAUGUAUAUGGUUCAGUAAGCAAGUAAGUUCCUGAGAGUCUGAAAUACUGAAACUGAGUGGGCCAAACAGAGAAGGCCAUUGUGAAAAGGCAGAUAAGAAGUGAGGACUGAAGGCUUUUGUGGAAUGAGAGGUAGAAGAUGAGUUUUAGGAAAGAAGAGACUAGAGCAAUAAUUUGGCAAUUUAAAUGGGAUAAAUGUUCAAGGGCAUCAGAAAGCAAAGAAACCUGGCACAGCAGAGGGCACUGAACACACGGGACAAAUGGAUGAAGGCAGAGACGGAAAAUAACAUAUAGUUUGAUUUUUAAAAGAGUAAAUCAAUUCCUUAAGUUUACAUCAGACUUGUUUCAAGACAUUAUCCUAAAUGUCCUUUGUGCUAAUGUAUUCCGCACUGUAUCAUCUUCUAGAGUUCAUGGGAGUUUUGAUUAGCGGACUAUCUUUCUGGUCUCUUUCUUCAGGUUUUAUGAUGGGCCUAAGCCUUUACUUGCUAUAGUGGAUCCUGUGAUAAUUAAAAACAUCAUGAUCAAGGAAUGCUACACCAAUUUCACCAAUAGAAGGGAUUUUGGUUUAAGCGGGCCCUUGAAGUCUUCUGUCCUUAUUUCCAAAGAUGAGCAGUGGAAAAGGAUCCGCACAGUGCUUUCACCUACUUUUACCAGUGGAAAAUUAAAACAGAUGUUCCCUGUAAUGAAACACUAUGGAGAGCUUUUGGUGAAGAAUAUCCAAAAGAAAAUAGAUAACAAGGAGCCUCUAGACAUGAAGUAUAUUUUUGGAAGUUACAGCAUGGACACGAUCCUAAGCACAUCAUUCAGCGUCAAUGUGGAUUCCAUGAAUAACCCCAACGAUCCAUUUGUCACCAACGCCAGGAAUCUCUUCACAUUCUCUUUCUUCAAUCCCCUGUUUCUGCUUACAAUUUUAUGUCCCUUCCUUGUUCCUGUUUUGGACAAAAUGAACUUUUGUUUUCUCUCUUUGAAAAUCCUAAACUUUUUCAAAGACGCAGUCGCAAGCAUCAAGAAAAAAAGGCAAAAGGAUAUUCAUGAGGAUAGAGUGGAUUUCCUUCAGCUUAUGGUUGAUGCACAAAACAAUGAAGGCGAUUCAGUACCAGAAGGAGAAAAACAGAGAUAUAAAGAGUUGUCAGAUGAUGAGAUUCUCGCACAAUCACUUAUCUUCAUAAUGGCUGGAUAUGAAACUACAAGCACAACCCUCAUGUUUCUGGCAUAUAACAUAGCAAUGCAUCCGGAUGUACAGAGCAGACUUGAAGAAGAGAUUGAUACUUUAUUGCCUAACAAGGCACCACCAACCUAUGAAGCACUUAUGAAAAUGGAAUAUAUGGAUAUGGUGAUUAAUGAGACCAUGAGAUUGUUCCCGUCUGCUAUACGAAUUGACAGAGUAUGUAAGAAAACAAUGGAGAUUAAUGGAGUAACAAUCCCAGCUGGAGUUGUCAUUGUGGUGCCAUUAUUUGUUUUGCACCUCAAUCCCGAGGUCUGGCCAGAACCAGAAAAAUUCCAACCAGAAAGAUUUAGUAAAGAGAAUCAAAAGAACCAGGACCCCUACAGCUUUCUGCCUUUUGGAACUGGUCCCAGAAACUGCAUUGGAAUGAGAUUUGCCUUAGUAAAUAUGAAACUGGCCCUCACCCUCUUGUUGCAGAAUUUCAGAUUUGAGAAAUGCGAAGACACCCCAGAUCCACUGAACAUUUGUACCAAGGGAUACCUGAAGCCCACGAAACCUAUUAUUCUGAAACUCGUUCCUAAAACUGCGCAAACAAUGAAAGAAUAGAGACCGGAAAACCCAGAUCUUACUCUUUUUAGAUGUAAUGGUUGAAAAAAAAAGUGUAAAUAUGGAUCACAUCUCUUUUUUUGCUUAUAUUUUUGGAAAAAUGCUCAAAAUAAAGCAGCAGUGAUGAUGAAA
This is a messenger RNA of Xenopus laevis (African clawed frog), 2226 nucleotides long. RefSeq names its product cytochrome P450 family 3 subfamily A member 5 L homeolog (gene cyp3a5.L). The transcript has 12 exons. NCBI's taxonomy places the organism in Eukaryota, Metazoa, Chordata, Amphibia, Anura, Pipidae. Gene Ontology annotation, molecular function: monooxygenase activity; oxidoreductase activity, acting on paired donors, with incorporation or reduction of molecular oxygen; steroid hydroxylase activity. The coding region runs from base 841 to 2094 and encodes 417 amino acids. Gene Ontology annotation, cellular component: endoplasmic reticulum membrane. The record is from RefSeq and is a predicted model, not a curated record.